UGUUUGGGAUCCUUCCCCAGACUCGACAAUAAUGUCUAUAUAUAUGUAGAGUUUUAACUUCAUAAUUACUCACCAUAAGGUGCAAUCACCCGUUUAUCAUCUUCACUGAAAAUGGGUGAAUAUAAGCCAUAUUUGGCAAUGGUUCUGAUACAACUGAUAUAUUCCGGGAUGAUAUUGUUAUCCAAGGCAGUAUUCAAUGAAGGCAUGAAUAGCAGUGUGUUCAUCUUUUAUAGGCAACUGGUUGGAACUAUUAUUUUGGUCCCUUUAGCCUUCAUAUUUGAACGAAAAAGUGCAGUGCCACUCUCUUUUGCGAUCUCCUGCAAGAUCUUCUUACUUUCAUUUUUUGGGGUUGCUCUGUGUCUGAAUGUGUAUGCCAUUGCACUUGUUUACACAUCUGCCACAUUGGGUGCUGCAGUUGUUAGCAGCCUCCCUGUUUUCACUUUCUUCUUUGCUGUGCUCCUCAGGAUGGAGAAGGUGAAGGUAAGGACAAAACUAGGAGUUAUAAAGAUAGCAGGUCUUGUAGUGUGCUUGUGUGGGGUAGCUACCCUUGCUUUGUACAAGGGACCCCAGGUAUGGCCCUUCCACACCGUUCUGUCUGCAGAUCACAGCACUCAACAUCCUCAUCAUGAUCAUUCAUCCUCUCCCAAAAGAUGGUAUUUGGGUUCUUUACUCUUGUUCUGUGCCAUCAUCACCUGGAGCAUUUGGCUUGUUCUUCAGGCUCGAUUCCUCAUAAGCUACCCUUCAAAACUAAAAUUCACAAGCCUACAGUGCCUACUGAGUGCAGUCCAGUCAUUUGGUAUUGCUAUAGCUUCGGAAAGAGACAUGAAGGAGUGGAAGCUAGGUUGGAACAUGAGACUACUUGCUGUUCUUUACUGUGGAACAAUGGUGACCGGGAUUACUUACUAUUUACAAGCCUGGGCAAUUGAGAAGAAAGGGCCACUUUUCCCUGCACUGUGGAACCCACUCAAUUUUAUGAUUACAAUUAUUGGUUCCAUGUUUCUGCUGAAUGAGUCGAUCAAUUUAGGAAGCUUUCUUGGUGGGAUUCUGUUGCUUCUGAGUCUGUACAGUGUUCUGUGGGCAAAGAACAAAGAAGGGAUAAGUGAUGACUUUUGUUUACCAAUUCAAGCACAGGUAGAAUGCGAAAAUCAAGGUGAAAGAAGCAUUGGCAAUCCUUAAUACCUUUGGAGGGAGUUUGGAAUUAGCUAUCUGUCUGCAACUGUAAUAGCCAACCGGGGGAAGUUUUAGUAUCUUUGGAUCGGGUUACGUUUGGGGUCCAUUACGAAAGAUGGGUCCCUCUCUCUUGUACAUCCUGGAGGCUUCAAAUUCAGAUCCAUCACAUAAUUUUCUUGAUUUGCACAUGGAAAUAUAAAAAGGUAAACUUGAAGACAAAAUCUCGUCUCUGCUAGAUGAGGUAUUGUCUCUGCUUUUAUGAAAAGGAUAAGCAGAGGAGGGUGGGUGAACUUUGCAUUAAAUAAUCAGGUUAUGGUUAGUGGGCAUUGUCGAUUGAGAAUGCCUUAAUGGAAUUUCUUGCUUUCUAAUCACGCGCUUUGUCGUUGCUCAAGAUAAGAGAGUUUUGCAAUACGAUGUCAACACGUGACUGGCCAUCCCACUUCAUUAAAUCAUUAUUGCAGCUUCCCUGUUACUUUUUUCUUUCAUCCUUGGUUAAUGUUGAUAUAGACAGCUUCAUCGAAGUAUGAGAACUCGUGAUACUGCAACAGUGAACAAUUUUUAUAAACCAAUAGUUUGAGAGGCACUUCCGUAGAAGAAUUAAAACAAGAAAGAUUUUAAGGGGGUGUUUUCUUCCUAAUGUGGACACAUGAUCCGUCAUGUGCUCAGAGUGCCAUUUUUGUGUCAUUGUGAUAUUCUUUUCGAGAACACAAAUUCCUUAAAUGUGUUAAGGAUUCCCCGUUCUGGUUUUCAACGUCAUUUGACUAGGAAAUAGUUAUGGAUAUAACCCAGCUAUAUCAUUAUUAUGAUAGGAUGCAAUGAACUGAAACCUUUUGACGAAUAUUUUCAAGUUUGAAAAAGUGCCCUCCCCAGGCAGGAACACAAUUAAAUUUCCUCUAGGGGUCAAAACACACUAUUUCAAUGCAUGUAGAUGGAACAAAAUAGCGAUAUGCAUGCUUUAAUUACGAGCAGUAGGGGAAAUAAAAUGAACUUCCAAGUUCGCGGAAAGAGACAUGGUCCAGGGCAGCGAUUCGUUUGACGGUAAUUCUGCUUCAAAACGUCUCCCAUUGGAUUGAAGGAUUGGGAAAUCAAUAAUCUUGAGGCUAAUCUGCAUGGAAAGCAACUGGGCAUUGCCUUUUUGACACAGCCAUCUCUUCUCUUUGGGUUUGCUUUCAAGGGCGAAGGCCAUAUCGUAAUCAUGAGAAAAUGACUAAAGCACUCCAAAUUAGACUGGGCAGAAAGCAAGAAAAGAAGACAAUGAUCAUAACAUUAUUUUCACAAACAGUGGCGAAGGGAGGGGGCCAAUAGGAGUCGCGGCCUUUUCAAUUUUUUUUAUUUUUUUUAUAUUAUAUAAAUAUUACAUAC
Molecule: messenger RNA, 2532 nt
Organism: Prosopis cineraria
Lineage: Eukaryota; Viridiplantae; Streptophyta; Magnoliopsida; Fabales; Fabaceae
Product: WAT1-related protein At5g64700-like
Exons: 8
Coding region: 112-1176 (354 amino acids)
Cellular component (GO): plasma membrane
Molecular function (GO): transmembrane transporter activity
Source: RefSeq, a predicted model, not a curated record